UGCAUGCAAAGACAACAGUAUCAAAAAAUGCAAAGACGUCGAAGUAGAAGACUUGGGUGAUAUUGUGGAAGCCCAGUGCAAGUGGUGAAGACCUAAGUCUUGCACUUAUCCUGCAGCCCUUGCUGCAAUCACACCUGUCCGAGUCAACUCAGUCAGUGGAGGUUGGAUAAUGAAUGAUAAAAUCGUAAUGACUAUGUAAACAACCAGCUCCGUACUUAUUUCGUCAUCAUUCAUUGAGCUGGCAUGGUACAUAUUGUUUGUCCCUUGGUCAGGAUUUUCAACAGUUUGUAGUUGCUUGAAAGCCAGCUGCAUAGUGAUUUGGGCACUGACUUUCUGCAUACCUAUUGGCUAGUCUCCAUUCGAUGAGAAGUUGAACUUGGCGGGGUCUGUUUUCGAUUUGGGCGCUGUCUGUUCACGUCGGAGCAGCACAAUGAGUAACGCUGGUACUGAUAUGCUCUCUGUUGAUGAUAUUGACAGUGGCAGCAGCGAUGAAAACUUGCUCGCGGUGCGCCCGGACUCGCCAAAGAAGACCCAUCGCAAUCGUAUAGUCUACACGCGUGGACGUCCUCCGUGGUACGACAGCCAUGGUCAUGCAGGCAACGCGUUCAUCAUUGGCCUGUGUGGCGGCUCUGCCUCGGGAAAAACAACGGUUGCCAACCGAAUCAUUGAGGCUCUCCAGGUACCCUGGGUCACCCUUCUCUCCAUGGACUGCUUCUACAAGGUUCUAAAUGAGGAAGAACUGGUGCAAGCGGCCAACAAUUCUUACAAUUUUGAUCAUCCUGAUUCAUUUGAUAUCGAUCUACUGGUCGAGACGUUGAAGAAACUGAAGGAGGGCAAGAAUGUACAGGUCCCUAUCUAUAACUUCACCACACACGGCAGGGAGAAAAUCAGUAAAACCAUGUAUGGUGCCAAUGUUAUCAUCUUUGAAGGCAUCAUGGCAUUUGCCAGAGCAGAUCUUGUUGAGCUGAUGGACUUGAAAGUGUUCGUUGACACCGACUCCGACAUUCGGUUGGCGCGGAGGCUGCGCAGAGACAUCAAGGAGCGAGGCCGAGAGCUUCAGGGUGUCCUGAAACAGUACAAUAGCUUUGUGAAGCCCGCGUUUGAGCAGCACAUCGCACCCAGCAUGGCCUAUGCAGACAUUGUCGUGCCACGAGGUGCUGAGAAUCUUGUUGCUCUCGAUCUGAUCGUGCGACAUGUUCGUAAACAGCUAAAUGUUCGUGGCUUCAAACUUCGGUCGAAGUUGCGUUCGACGCAGUGUGGCGAGAAGCUGCCUGACUCCGUGUGCGUCUUGGAGAGCACUAAUCAAGUGCGUGGACUACAUACCAUUAUCAGGAAUCAAGCCACGAGGCGUGACGAAUUCAUCUUCUACUCGAAGAGGUUGAUGCGCUUGCUGCUGGAGAAGGUGCUGACGUUCCUCCCGUUCACGGAUAAAGAUAUGCAGCUUGGCGAAGGUGCAAGCUAUCCGGGAAAGGAGUUCAACGGCAAGGUGUGCGGUGUAUCUAUCCUGCGUGCCGGGGAGACAAUGGAGCCUGCAUUGCAAUCCGUGUGUCGGAACGUUGAACUGGGCAAGAUACUCAUCCAGACCAGUGAGGAGUCAGGGGAACCAGAGCUUCACUACUACCGGCUACCUGACGACGUGGCCGAUUCGUUUGUUGUGCUGAUGGAUGCGACGUUAGCAACUGGAGCAGCUGCUCUCAUGGCAAUCCGGGUUCUUCUGGAUCAUGGCGUGCAGCAGGAGAAUCUGGUGUUUGCCUCGCUCAUUGCAGCUGAGCAAGGUGUGCAUAACGUAGCGUACGCUUUCCCCAAAGUCCAAGUUGUUACAACGGCCGUCGACAAGAUCGUCAACGAAAAGUUCCACAUCAUCCCUGGCAUUGGCAACUUUGGUGAUCGUUUCUUUGGUACCGACUCGAGGUGAGCUUCCUGGCUAGAUGCUAGUGCUGGGCCUCCACGAAUGCAGACCGCCGAUAGAGUGGGCCACCCCGGCUGUCUACACUAACAUAGUGCUGUGAAUGCCCAUGGCAUCGAUUGGCUGUCGUCGUCACAAGCAGAGUUCUCUCGAACUCUUACCCCUUUUUUUAAUGAAUUCAUGCUAAGCCAUCCAUCUCUUUCAUGGUUGUUGGACACCAUGGCAUGGUUUUUUCUCGGACUAUUCUGACAUCCACGUAGAGAGGGUAUUUCAUUACAUCAUUUCAUCCUUAUUUCGGGUGUAUUGAGUGUAUCGAGUGACAUCACCAUCGCUGGUGUGACACUCAAUACAGAGCAUGUGAUGAUGUCGUUCAAAUCACCGUUGUUUCACAUGAAUGGUGCAGGUAGCAGUCGGUAUGCUUCAAUGAGUCUUCAGCACCACUGCCGCUACUAGUAGUAGAGAAGUCGAGUUUGACGGUCCCAAUGUUGUUGUUUGUAUUGCCCCUUUGUUGUUUUCGGUGAGUGUACUGUGCACGUGCUAGUGGUUGCUUGCUGGGCAGGCACUGCAAAGCUGCUUCAUGGCAAGGUAUAUGUUUAGUGUUGACCGCUUGAUGACCUCCCACACCCCUCCCCAUUUCAGCAAAAUGCUGUGAGCUCUUUGACCUUUGAUCUUUUUUCUUUCUUUUUUUCCCCUGCAAUUGUGCAACCUGUACUCUUUGUUUGUACCGCAAUGGCAUGCGCUUUGCCAACUUGGUCAGGAUUGCGGAGUUAAUUUUUUUUUCCUGUGAGGUUAACACACUAUAGUCUAUAGUACUUGUACAGUAUACUGCUGUGUAGCUGUUGUCAUUUCAGCCAUGUUGAUUUGUCGUGAUAUUUCCCAUUGUGGUCUUCCA
Molecule: messenger RNA, 2798 nt
Organism: Sycon ciliatum
Lineage: Eukaryota; Metazoa; Porifera; Calcarea; Leucosolenida; Sycettidae
Product: uridine-cytidine kinase-like 1
Exons: 22
Coding region: 431-1915 (494 amino acids)
Cellular component (GO): cytoplasm
Molecular function (GO): ATP binding; kinase activity
Source: RefSeq, a predicted model, not a curated record